AUGAGAAAGUCCGCCUCAGAGUCCGCGCUGGUCCCGGACGAGUUCAAAGCGGCAGCCCAUUUCCCGUUGGUCGAGAAAGACCUCGUCACCGCACGGGUGAAGCCGACUACGGAUGGGACUGUGCCCAAAAUAUCUUUCAAGCCAGAGAAGGUCAAGGCCUUGUGGUGGCCUGGGAAGCAGCACUACGUGAAGUAUCAUCCAACUUUCUCAUUCGAGGAUGCACCCGCUUGGACUCCGGAGGAUAUCCUGAAGGGAUAUGGCAUCCGGCAGCAAGCUCGGCAAAGGUUCAUUGAAAAAGCUCGGGCAUGA
This is a messenger RNA of Symbiodinium sp. CCMP2456, 309 nucleotides long. Lineage: Eukaryota; Dinophyceae; Suessiales; Symbiodiniaceae. The record is from the annotation of a GenBank genome assembly.